Messenger RNA from Emericellopsis cladophorae, 1299 nucleotides. RefSeq lists its product as uncharacterized. NCBI's taxonomy places the organism in Eukaryota, Fungi, Ascomycota, Sordariomycetes, Hypocreales, Bionectriaceae. The transcript has a single exon. Bases 1 to 1299 code for a protein of 432 amino acids. The record is from RefSeq and is a predicted model, not a curated record.
AUGGCCUCCUCCAACCCCUUUCGCAAGCAGACGACCCCAAUUAUCACAGACUUUGAUGCCUCGUCCAUUCCACGUGCCUCGCGACCGCCACCCCCCGUGAGCUUUGGCAGCUCCGACCCCAAGAUCGAUCCGGUGGUUCCGGUCGAGACCAAGACCAAGGCCAAGGUCGUCAAACGAGUGCGCGUCCUCUCACCACCUCCUCUAAGCCCUGACACGCCCGAGUGGCCGGAAAAUCAUAUACCAGCAUACCCGCAAGAUGAUACAGACUCUACGGACGUUGCCGGGGAAGCCGACAAGACGACCCCUACGGAUGCAGUGCCUGGAGUGUCCUUUGGGACACCACAGCAGGGCAUUGCUCUCGUGGAGGAAAUGAAGAGCGAGGGAGAGGCGCUCAAAGCCGGGAACAAGGCCAUGGAUGUCGAUGCUUUCAAGCGCCUCCUCAUGACUGGCGACAAGCCCGCUUCUACCAAUGAUGCUGCCGAAACCGUGCCAAAGCCAGCGACAUCGUCGGCACUCUUGCCCUUGAGACAGGCGGAAGAAGACGAGAACCUUUCAGACUCGAGCAUGACGGUGCAAUUCGGGUCGAGGAAGAAGGCGGCGCCCCCGCCCCCGCCGAGUUCGCGGCAUGGUAAAGCUAUCAGAAACAACACGGGGGCGUCUGACGCGAAAGCAAUUUCACCAUUGGAGCAGUCGUUCGCCGCAGGGCCUCGAACUGCUGGCACUGAGAUCGGAGACGACUCAUCCCAUGACAUUAUUCCAAAGAAAGCAACACCGGCGGCGCCACCACCACCGCCGCCGCCCCGGGGUCAUGCUCGAAGCGACAGCAAGGCGCAGCCAAGCUCCCCAGGAGAACAACACUCCUCCCCCGACGCUGCGCAAUCACUGUCACAGAGUAGCCGGUCCAGCAGCGCACCAGUACCCCCGCCGCCGCGCAGACCCAAUGCAGGCCAUCGGAUGUCUUCCAGCCAAACAUCUCCCACCUCUGCGUCCUUCCCAGAUGCAGAGUCCCCCGAUGACGCAAAUGACAUGGCAGAAGGCCAGGCUGGACCGAGCAGGCACCCCGUCCCCCCUCCUCCUCCACCCGCUCGUAAUUCCUCCGUGCGGCGACCACCGAGCGCUGAGGCCAAGUCAAAGGACAGUGUUGUACCGCCACCUCCGCCACCAACGAGGAAGAGAGGCACAAGUAAAGGAAGUGCAGAUCGACCGAGCACAGGUGAUCCAGGCCAGGGUGACGCAUUGCUGGCCGACUUGAGCGCCCUGCAGCGGGAAGUCGAUGCCGCAAUGGGCAAGCUAGGCUAG